GUCACUUCCGGUGUACAGGCGCUAGUUAUGUUGAGGAGGUAGUGAGUGGGGAAAAAGAAAAUGCAUCCUACUCCACUAUAUUCACACGUCGGUUGUGGUAAUUUUAAAGAUGUUUAUGACCCAGCUGAAGACACAUUUCUUUUAAUUGAUGCUCUAGAGAAAGAUGCAUUGGAGCUAAAGGAUAGAGUUAAUAUCUGCCUUGAAGUGGGUUGUGGAUCUGGUGUUGUGUCUGCAUUUGUAGCAUCUCUAGUUGGACCUACUGCUUUGUACCUAUGUACAGAUAUUAACCCACUGGCGGCUUUAUGUACACUGGAGACUGCACAAGCCAACAGAGUACAAAUCGAGCCAAUAGUGACCGACUUGGUUACAGGAUUGCUGCCAAGGUUACAGGGACAGGUUGAUCUGCUUGUUUUUAACCCUCCCUAUGUGGUAACCCCCUCUGAAGAGGUAGGAAGUCAUGGUAUAGAAGCUGCAUGGGCUGGAGGCAAGAAUGGCCGUGAGGUCAUGGAUAAAUUAUUUCCUUUAGUUCCUAAACUACUUUCUGCUUCAGGAGUCUUUUAUUUACUUGUUUUAAAAGAGAACAAUCCUGAUGAGAUUGUAGCGAGAAUGAAGAUGUAUGAAUUAGAAGGCUCCAAAGUGCUUUCUAGACAAGCAGGCAGAGAACAUCUAACUAUUUUAAAAUUUAGGAAAUUACUUGCAUCACACUAAGCCGAAUGUAUGCUGUGAAGAGCAAGACAAGGAUCUCACGCUAAAUGCUAGAAAAGCCUGAAAUAUUGUCGGCUAGCAUUUGAAGAUGCUGAUUAUUAGAAUAUUUAUUCCUCUGUGAGGAAAUGAAAUAAUGGCAUGAAAUGAUUCUAAUUGAAUAGGCAUUUGGAAGUAUUUUUAUUUGUGCUUGUUGGGAACUGCAGUUACCUUUGUAUGUACUUGCCUAAAAUGUUACCACCUGGAGAAAAAAAAACAGCCGCAGUGUCCCAUUAACCAGCACGAUCAUAUGAGCCACCUACCUAAAUAUGCUUUGUUUUUGUGAUUGCAUUGUUUGUUUGUUUUUUGUAAAAAUGAAAAUACAUUGAUAUUUACUUUUUUAAAUGACUUUUUC
Messenger RNA from Spea bombifrons (plains spadefoot toad), 1096 nucleotides. RefSeq names its product N-6 adenine-specific DNA methyltransferase 1 (gene HEMK2). Gene Ontology annotation, cellular component: eRF1 methyltransferase complex. The record is from RefSeq and is a predicted model, not a curated record. Lineage: Eukaryota; Metazoa; Chordata; Amphibia; Anura; Pelobatidae. Bases 61 to 708 code for a protein of 215 amino acids. Gene Ontology annotation, biological process: methylation. The transcript has 7 exons. Gene Ontology annotation, molecular function: nucleic acid binding; S-adenosylmethionine-dependent methyltransferase activity; protein methyltransferase activity.